Messenger RNA from Aspergillus pseudonomiae, 2975 nucleotides. RefSeq lists its product as uncharacterized. Gene Ontology annotation, biological process: regulation of DNA-templated transcription. Lineage: Eukaryota; Fungi; Ascomycota; Eurotiomycetes; Eurotiales; Aspergillaceae. The transcript is spliced from 2 exons. Gene Ontology annotation, molecular function: DNA-binding transcription factor activity, RNA polymerase II-specific; zinc ion binding. The record is from RefSeq and is a predicted model, not a curated record. The coding region runs from base 539 to 2458 and encodes 639 amino acids.
UUUUUUUUUUUUUUUUUUUUUCUUUUUUGGCUCUCCAAAUAACCCCCCCGUGAGCUUCCUCCUCAGUGUCCGCUCUCCCUUUUCCCUCCCCAACAUUAUCUCUCUCUCUCUCUCUCUCUCCCUCUCUGUUCUUCCUCCCUCUCCUCUCCUCCGCAUCUCGGUGCGCGUAUCAUAGCCUGCUCAUUGCUCGCUUUCUCUUACGUUCUCUUCCUGUAAUUUUUUCGACUUUUUCCCUGAACCCCAGAUUCGUUGGGGUACCUCCUUUGUCAUUACCUAACUUGAACGGGCACGAGUGGCUGAACCUCAACCCGCACGCUGGAGCCUGAGUUCCUCCGCCAUCGGCUGCACUUCUUUCGUCCACGUUCCCGUUACUCAAUCGCCUUGGAAUCGCUUAAUAAUUUUCCCUUUGCGCUUCUGACGCCAUCCUCCACGAGUCAUUGCCGCAGUUGUUUUCUUUUCUUUUUCUUUUCUUGGUGUAUUUAUUCAAUCUGCUGCGUGACUCGUGCGCCUUGCCGGCUCACUUUCUCUUCCGCACGCCAUGGAGUCCAGAACAGCGACGGCAGAGCCGUCCAGCAAGCGACCUCGAUCACCGUCCGGCGAUUUCCCUCCCAUCGCUUCCAAAGUCCCGAAGACACAUUCGAACCACCUGCAGAUCAACUACCUGGCGCGUCAGUAUCCGGAUAAUCUUCCUCUGGUCUCCAUCGAUGAUACGAUGCCCGCAAUCAUUCACCUGAUUGGUGAAUAUGACGGUGUCCUCCAUCGUCAUGAGAGUAUCGCUGGGAAUUUAGGCGCGUGCCCUUUGGGGCCCAUCUUGAUUAAGCGCUUUGAGCGCCUUUUCGAUGGUCCUCCCCGCGUACUCAAAUCGCACGGCAAAGACUCUCCCAACAUUACCUGGCUAGACGUAGUGGAGUUCGCCAAGAACAAGCCAGAGCAGUUCAAUCUGGAGAAGACCCGCAAUGGUGUGCGAGUCUGUCAAUUCUAUACCAAGCAGUGUCGGGUGGAGAUCAGCGAAGAAGACUUCGUGCUGAUCGCAUCGGGAAUGCCGCAGAAAAUGAUCCCCCCGCAGCCGAUUAUUGAGGAUGAGGAGAAAGAGUUGGGCGCGCUAGAGAUUUUGGAGAAGAACCUCCAACAAAUUAUCCAGGUCGCAGACCAAGUGUCCGCGCGAGCGAGACAACUCAACCAUCGUCUCAAAAACCGAAGAACAGCGAUUGUCACCCGCCGAGAGAAUGAUCUAUCCCUGCAUUCGCAGUCGCAAUCACAAUCGCAACAACAGCAGCCACAACAGCAACAGCAUCGCUCUAUCAGCCCCGUUUGGCGCGACGCCAAUGGAAGUCAGCUUCCGCUGAACGGCAGCAGUCACUCAAACACCCAGUCUCCCUCCGCCGGCUUUGUUGCGGUUAACACCGGCCGGCCCGGUGGGGAACCCACAACUGAAGACAAUGCGCUGUCGCAACAGUUCAUGUUCUCGCACUCCAACACGGAUAAUGUCACUAUCAUCAACGGGACCUCCAUCAAAGGCGCAUCUCCGACAACGCGCGCGGAGCUGAUGAAGAAGUUCUUCACUACCCAAGACCGACAAUCUCGCAGCUAUGAAGAAGGGACCGGAUCCCAAAACCGCCAGUCAUCCCGGCCGCGACCGCGAGCAUCAGAUGCGACAGAGUACAAUAUGUACACCCCUGCCCCAACUACCGUCGCAAUCCCCAACACUCCGUCAUCGCUGCUCCCUCCGCCCAAGUCCCACCACCAUGAGAAGGACGACGGCGGUCCGUUCAAAAUGGAGAUGGUUGCCCGCAUGGAGGAGCUGCAACGCGGCGAACGCAUACUGCCCCCAUGUGAUCGGUGUCGUCGCCUCCACAUGGAUUGCUUGAAGAACCUCACAGCAUGCAUGGGUUGCACGAAGAAGCAUGCCAAAUGUUCUUGGAAGGACGUGAAAGCGGAGGAGCUACAGGAGACACGUGAGCAUCGUGAGCCACGCCCCGAUCCAAUGUCACGGGAGCGACCAGAGAGUUCGACCCCGAAAGAGUCCUUGCCGACGACCACAGCACCGGCACCGAUGGCGCCAUCUAUCUCUUCCGCGCCCACACCCCCUUCAGCUGUAGUGGUACCCGAAAUUGAUCGUCAUCGAGAGAUUGAGUACAACGUGCGCAGGGAGUCCGCUCCAACAGCGGGUCCCAUACACGGUACUCCACUCGGAAAGGAGCCGUCGCCCCGCCGGGCGAUGAGUGAGAUCCGGGGGGGCUCCUUAAGUCAUGACAGGCAUAUCGGUAUCAACCGCAACACCAACCCAGCCGCAGAGGAUGAUGACCCAGAUGCCAAUCAACGGCUGAUGCAGGCAAUCCUCGACACGGUUGACCACCAUGCGCGAGCUGCAGCCGCCGCAAAAGAGGGUGGGCAACCGAUGACUGAGCGUGAACGCGAGCAAGAACGAGACCGAGACCGGAAACUGGUGAAAGCUUAGUUUCUUCUCCCCCUUUCUUACUGUUUUGUCCUUGCAUUUUUGUGGGAAAUUCAUGUCAUGUAGCAUGGUUGUGGGGGUUUAUAAGGGUGUUAUCUAAUGUGUGCAUGGUUUGUACUGCUUUGAGCGUUUUAGCGGAUAUCCCAGUAGUUUAGUUCAUCUCUUCUUGUUGGGCAUGGUGCAUAUAUGAACAGAUUGACAUGAUUCUUUGGACAACACAGCAUUUACUAUAUAAUAUAUCAGAGCUCUGGCAGGUUUUGCACGAGCUAUACAUCCCUUCCACGUCUUUAUUCAGUCACUGAAAUUCUACCGCUCUUAAAAUUUAGGAUGCUUAUGUUCUAGAAUACGAGGAGCGGGGUGCCAGAUCUGGCUCCCGUAGCCCCAACUAUACAUAACCCCACCUAACUGUCAACAGGUUCGGUGAUAAUCAGCCCAUUAUCAACGAGACCAGAAGAAGAAAAAGAUUCUCUUUGAGCAUUAUACGAACAUUCUCUUUCUCAAUGCCUGCCUGCAGAAAAAA